GCCUGAAGGACACAAACAGGGAACAACAAGAGGUCUAGCUGGCAAAAGGGUGCUAAUUGGAAUGAAAAAAGGCUGAUUGCUGACAGUAAUCAAUAAAGUAGGAGAAAUACGUUUGUAAACGCAUGACUGUGUAUGGUAUGGGAAUACCCUGUGAAGUCAGCACUGCCUGUGAAUUUCAAUGUCCUUCUAAAGAGGAUUUCAGACAGGCUGCUCGGCUGCCUCGCGUCUGUGGAAUACAUUGAAGUGAAGAACUGCUAAGCUGGAAUGGAAAUCAGGCUCUGCCUUCCAGAACAUGCAGUCAGAUCAGCCCGUGACAUCUAACAUUGGGGAGAACGCCUGCCUAAAACUUACUCCCAUUUCAUUGCUCUGAGGACGCACCGGUCAAAAUGUCGGGCAUUAAACUGCAUGCUGUGCUUUGUGCGAAAUGGAUUUACAGGAACAGUACUUGAAGAGUCGAAUAAAUAAUUGUGACAGCAGGGAAUGGACCAAGUUUUCUGUUGGCAAGAGCAAGGUACCUGUGUGACACAGUAAAGUCAGAUCGAGUCACAAGCUUUCUAUCAUGCUUUUGAUGCCGUUAUGAGGAGAAAAAAAACAUUCUGGAGUUGCUUGAUUUCUUUCUCCUGGACAAUGGAUGGAGAGACUUUGCCUUCCACCCUGUUGCCUACACUGAAUGCUUCAUAUGGUUCCUCCAUCACACUGGAGCAGAAGACAACAUUUGCCUUUGUAGUCUUAUUGUUCAUCAUUUUAGGUGUCUUGAUUGUUAGAUGUUUCAGAAUUCUUUUAGAUCCUUACAGAAGUAUGCCAACUUCAACUUGGGCAGAUGGUGUUACUGGAUUGGAAAAAGGACAGUUUGACUAUGCACUGGCCUAAAAACAACACCUUAAAUGAGGAACGAAUGAUGGGUUCUAGGAGCAAUUUUCAGAUUUUCAAUCUGAAGGGAAGUAUCUCAAACAAAGAGUAUUGUGACACAACACAUAGGAAACCUAAAAUGGUAAUCAGAAUAUAAUCAAAAUAAAUCUAGCUAUUGACAGAACUAUUUUUAUAGUAAAAAAUAACCCAAGAAAGCCUUUCAAUACUGCAGGGAAGUCCCAUUCAAUAUUUCAAAUAUAUAUUUAUAAUCUAUAUUCAAAUGUGAUUAACCAACAAAAAAAAUCUUUCCAAAAACAGGAAAUAAUGUAAAUAAAUGUGUCUGUGGCCUACAUAGCUCGUCUCCAUUGAUGAAACCAGACUCUUGGGUUAUAGUUCCAUAUGAGAUGCUUGGAAUGAGCAAAGGUCACAAGUUAGAUCUAAUAUAGCACAAAGGGUGAUGUGGUUGAUAGAUGUUCUAUUGUCAAACACAUCAGGCUGAACAAGAAUCCAAAAUCUGCCAAAACAGCCAAACAAUAGUAUUAAGGAUAUUCUGUGAGGGCCUUGGUUUCUCUUUGAGAGAUUUGCCUUUUCCUAUCUUUUUGAAAAUAUGGUGACAGAAGAAGACAAGAACAGUGUUGUAGAUGACUGAAAUGGAGGAUCCGGUAUCUCUACUGUGUACUGCAGUCAUCUGCAGCUCUAAUUAGUUUACAAAUUAAGCAACAACUAGUAGCUUUUUCUCAGCCAGUUUUUGAAGCCUUAUCCAUUAGCAGUUGUCUCCACAGCUUCAAUACUCAAAGACACUUCAAAUGACUGAUUUGAGUGUUGUCAUUGAAAAUUAAGCUUUCUAAAUGUAGCUAAUAUAACCAAAGUGCCACACAAUGUUUGAUAAAGACAAGUUAAUAGAUUACUUUUUUGUAAUGUAUGUAUUUGUUUUGCUUGUAAAGAGACUUGGGUAUAAUCACUUCAUUAACUCCCUUUGCUCUAACCUUAUUGAUCAGCUUUAGGCAGGUUUAGCACUCUUUCCUUUACUGAGAAAGCCUUAACAAAGGUCUCAAAAGACCUGAUCUCUGCAAAUAUUCAAGGAAUUUUUUCUCAUUUACGUUGCCAUCUCUGCUGCGAUUCACUCUUUGGCAUACCUUGUUCCAUAGGCAUUCAUGAUAUUGCUCUUUCUUGAUCUACAUGGUAACUCUCUAACCAUUCUCAAUGGAUUGUAUCCUCUGGUAACUCAUCACCCUUUUUUGUGUUCCACAAAAACCUUGAUCUUCUACGAAUCUCCUAUCUUUGUAGAUAUAUAACAUAAUUUGGUUUACAAUUCAUGUCUUCAGUGCUGAUCUUUCAUCAUUUCUUGUAUCUAAUGCUCUUUAUUGGUCUUUCCAUCCCUUUCAAAAUGUCAUACCUCCCAAUGUUGGUAACUAUGAACUGCAGUCUUAACAACUGAUGGCUAAUGUUGGCAACCCACAAGUUUCUGAACAAUACGGCCAAUGAAGACAUGCCUCUCAGCUAUUGUGACACCUACAUAAUUUUCUGUUUUGACACAGAAAAUGAUUUGCAAAUGUUUAGCUCAUGAGUUAUUUGCAUUUGACUUAUACUUACCUCUUAAUACUUUCUGAUAGUGAACAGAAAAAUAAAAAAUAGAUUGAGCACGCACAGGAGUGAAGCAUCAAACUGCAAGUGUAUUAACCCUCUUAUACAUAAUGUACAAAUACUAAUAGAAAACAAAUAGAAUGUAGUUGGGCUUAUAUGUAAUAUGAUUUUGGUAUGUAGAAUUUAGGUGUGUUCAUAGAAGUCCAACAUAAAAGAGAGAACAGACACAUUCAUAACACUGUUUUUACAAUAUUUGUGCAGCAUUAAAUGUAUAAAUCACACACACUGUGGUAUGAUCCCCCCAGAUUUAUGUGAAUAUCUAAUGAAAUACUCAAUGCUCAAUCAGAAUAAAAUAGAGUGCCCAAAUUAUAGAUGCACUCACAUGCUUUGGAGCUGUCUCAAAUCACAAAUGUAUAUAGGAACACUCCAAUGGAAAUUUUUAAACCAAUUUAAUUGAUAUACCUCUAUAAAAAAUGUUUAGAAUUUAAAUAUUUUAUGCAUUUAAUUAUGCAUUUUCUCAUUCAAAGUACAUCUAAAACAGCUUUCAAGUCUGCAAAUCUCCUGUCUGCAGCCUUUGUAAGUCCUCCCCUUUUUCCUCAGCACAGACCUUCAGUCAUGAAGUGCUUUGUGUAUGUGGAGUAUUCCUUUAAUUAUAUGGAUGAUAAAUGAAAGAAACAAACGAUGUACAGUCCAAUUGUACAAUAUAAUAAUGAUAUAAUAAUGUACUAGGUGUGGAUAUAGCACAAUAGACAAGUGGAUUAGGGGGAAAAUGUGCACUCACAUAAAUUUGAGCCAGCUUUGCUUAAUAUGUUGGUUUUUGCAGUUCAUUGCCCACUUUUAAUUUUCUCCCCUCAAAGUCAGAUAAAUCUGUAGUGGGGAAUAAAUGGCUGUUGGUAUCAUUUUUGGACAUUGAAAUGCUACCUUAUAUUAUAAAAAUGCACACAUAAUAUAAAAACAAUGUUAAACCCGACAGAUUUUUCUGUUAUAUAUUUUAUGUCUUGUAUAUUCUAUUCUGUCAAAACACCUGAAUCAUGCAUAUCAAACUAUAUUAAGCAGAGGCGUAACUAGAAACCACGGGGCCCCGGUGUGAAAAUCGCCCUGUGCCCCCCAUACGUCUACCCCCAUCACCCCUCCAAAUGUCUACCCUCCCCCUCACAUACACCCCCCUACACACACAUACAAGCACACAUACAUACACACAUACAAACACAGACACAUACAUACAGAUAGACAGACAUACAUACAUACAUACAAACACAUAUACACACAGCCACAUACAUACAAAAACACAGACAGAUAUACACACACACAUACAGACAGACAUAUACACACAUACAUACAGAACAUACAUACAUACAAACACACAUACAUAUCCAUACAGACACAUAAAUACAAACACACACACACACAUACAGACACAUACAAACAGACACACAUACAACAUGUUUUAGUCACCCUCCUUUUUCCUGCCUUUUAGGUGCUGGAGGGUGACUUUCCUUGGGGUCGGGAUGAUGGGAGUCAGAGUUCCCACUCUUACUCCCUCUUCUCCUUCCUCCCGCACAUCUCUCUCUGAUUGCUGGGAGGAAGUGACCUCUUGGCCCCCUGUAAAUACAUUACCAUACCUAACAGCAUGGGUCACCCGAUAGACCCCUUCAAUG
Messenger RNA from Pelobates fuscus (common spadefoot toad), 4091 nucleotides. It is a transcript of the gene CTXN3, whose product is annotated as cortexin 3. The record is from RefSeq and is a predicted model, not a curated record. The coding region runs from base 577 to 870 and encodes 97 amino acids. Lineage: Eukaryota; Metazoa; Chordata; Amphibia; Anura; Pelobatidae. The transcript has 3 exons.